Molecule: messenger RNA, 3484 nt
Organism: Symphalangus syndactylus (siamang)
Lineage: Eukaryota; Metazoa; Chordata; Mammalia; Primates; Hylobatidae
Gene: JAKMIP2
Product: janus kinase and microtubule interacting protein 2
Molecular function (GO): microtubule binding; kinase binding
Source: RefSeq, a predicted model, not a curated record
GAGCCAGAGGAGGUGUCUGCUGCAAGUUCCUGGCUGCUUCCGAGCUCACCCCAUCCUCUGAGAGGGAGGAGGCCCAACUGGUGAUGCUGCUGCUGCUGCCGCCGCCGCCGCCUCUAUUGCUGAUACUCUAGUGGGGCUGAAGGGUGGUUCCUAUUCGCACCAUCGCCAACCAGAGACAGAGGGGAAAAAAAAACCGGCAGCCGCUGCUGAUGUUGGGUUCGGAGACUGCAUCCGACUCGGUCACAAGGAAAAUGGAUUCAGUUUGCAUCUCUCCCUCCUUUAAACAGCUUCUCCGGGUCUCAGCAUGGGCUUCCAGGGCAGCGAUUGAGGAGACCUUACCAAGGAGCACCACACAGUAGAUGCUGAGACAUCGUACUCCAGGAUAAGAAACAGUAACAUGGCAGCACCUGCUUGAAAGAAAUUAAAAACCAACAGACUCCAUUUAGAAAGGAACAAUGUCCAAGAAAGGGCGAAAUAAGGGCGAGAAGCCCGAGGCACUCAUUGUUGCCCUUCAAGCUGCCAAUGAAGACCUCAGGACCAAGCUCACAGACAUUCAGAUAGAGCUGCAUCAAGAGAAGUCCAAGGUAUCAAAGCUUGAAAGAGAGAAGACUCAAGAAGCAAAGAGGAUUCGUGAGCUGGAGCAGCGCAAGCACACGGUGCUGGUGACAGAACUCAAAGCCAAGCUCCAUGAAGAGAAGAUGAAGGAGCUGCAGGCUGUGAGGGAGAACCUUAUCAAGCAGCACGAGCAGGAAAUGUCAAGGACGGUGAAGGUACGUGACGGAGAGAUCCAGAGGCUCAAGUCUGCUCUCUGUGCUCUCCGCGACGGCAGCAGUGACAAAGUAAGGACAGCGCUCACCAUUGAGGCCCGGGAGGAGGCCCGGAAACUGUUUGACACAGAGCGCCUUAAGCUCUUACAGGAAAUUGCGGACCUGAAAACGGCCAAGAAGCAGGUGGACGAGGCUCUGAGCAAUAUGAUCCAAGCAGAUAAAAUCAAGGCUGGGGACCUUCGGAGUGAGCAUCAGUCCCACCAAGAAGCCAUCUCGAAGAUCAAGUGGGAGUCGGAGCGGGAUAUUCGGAGGCUGAUGGAUGAAAUCAAAGCCAAGGACAGGAUCAUCUUUUCCUUGGAAAAGGAACUGGAGACCCAGACAGGCUAUGUACAGAAACUCCAACUUCAGAAGGAGGCUUUGGAUGAACAACUCUUUCUGGUCAAGGAGGCUGAGUGCAACAUGAGCAGCCCAAAACGAGAAAUUCCAGGAAGGGCAGGUGAUGGUUCCGAACACUGCAGCAGUCCUGAUUUGCGAAGAAAUCAAAAGAGAAUAGCUGAAUUGAAUGCCACUAUAAGAAAAUUAGAAGACAGGAAUACCUUGCUUGGAGAUGAACGAAAUGAACUGUUAAAACGUGUGCGGGAAACCGAAAAGCAAUGUAAACCUCUCCUGGAAAGGAACAAGUGCCUCGCCAAGAGAAACGAUGAACUGAUGCUGUCCUUGCAGCGCAUGGAAGAAAAACUAAAAGCCAUUACCAAGGAAAAUUCAGAAAUGAGAGAAAAAAUAACAUCCCAUCCACCCCUGAAGAAAUUAAAAUCUCUGAACGACCUCGACCAAGCUAAUGAAGAACAAGAAACAGAGUUUCUAAAACUUCAGGUCAUUGAGCAACAGAACAUUAUUGAUGAGCUCACAAGGGACCGAGAAAAGCUCAUCCGUAGAAGAAAGCAUAGAAGAAGUUCUAAGCCAAUUAAGAGGCCUGUUUUGGACCCGUUUAUUGGCUAUGAUGAGGACUCUAUGGAUUCAGAGACAUCAUCCAUGGCCUCAUUUAGAACAGACAGAACACCAGCUACUCCUGAUGAUGACUUGGAUGAAAGUUUAGCAGCUGAAGAAUCUGAACUAAGAUUUCGACAAUUAACAAAAGAAUAUCAGGCCCUCCAAAGAGCAUAUGCCCUCCUACAGGAGCAGACGGGAGGCAUCAUCGACGCUGAACGAGAAGCCAAGGCUCAAGAACAGCUCCAAGCAGAGGUGCUAAGGUAUAAAGCCAAAAUUGAAGACCUGGAAGCGACUCUGGCUCAGAAAGGGCAGGAUUCACACUGGGUAGAAGAUAAACAACUUUUCAUUAAGAGAAACCAGGAGCUUUUAGAAAAGAUAGAAAAACAGGAGGCAGAAAAUCACCGGUUACAACAGGAACUACAGGACGCCAGAGACCAGAAUGAGCUGCUGGAGUUUCGAAACCUAGAGCUAGAAGAGAGAGAGAGACGAUCCCCUCCAUUUAAUCUCCAAAUUCACCCAUUCUCAGAUGGUGUGAGUGCUCUACAGAUCUACUGUAUGAAAGAAGGUGUUAAGGAUGUGAACAUCCCCGAUCUCAUAAAGCAGCUUGAUAUCUUGGGUGAUAAUGGGAAUUUAAGAAAUGAAGAACAAGUGGCCAUAAUUCAGGCCAGCACUGUGCUGUCCCUGGCAGAGAAGUGGAUCCAGCAGAUUGAAGGAGCAGAGGCUGCCCUACACCAGAAAAUGAUGGAAUUGGAAAGUGACAUGGAACAGUUCUGCAAAAUCAAAGGCUAUCUGGAGGAAGAACUAGACUACAGAAAGCAAGCUCUUGACCAAGCAUAUAUGAGAAUCCAGGAACUAGAAGCUACUUUGUACAAUGCUCUACAGCAAGAAACUGUUAUCAAGUUUGGUGAAUUAUUAAGUGAAAAACAGCAAGAGGAGCUGAGGACGGCAGUAGAAAAGUUACGGCGGCAAAUGCUGAGGAAGAGCAGAGAGUAUGACUGUCAGAUUCUUCAGGAGAGAAUGGAGCUCUUACAGCAAGCCCAUCAGAGAAUUCGUGACUUAGAAGAUAAAACAGACAUCCAGAAAAGACAAAUAAAGGACUUAGAAGAAAAGUUUCUGUUUCUAUUCUUGUUCUUCUCUCUUGCCUUUAUUCUAUGGCCUUGAUGUCAAGGUGCCUCUUAAAGAGUAACCGAAAACAUGGAUAAGAUCCCAGAAAGACAAAUGCUUCUGAACCUUCAAAGAUGGCAAAAUUGUUUACACCAGUGAGAGGGAGAUCAAAAGUUAAGAACUACCCUGUAGCCAGGACUACAACUGUGUAUUUUAAAGCCAUUAUUCAAGGUUUCUUACUUGACAGUUCCUACACAACCCUGUUGAAAAUCUACAAUAUAUGCUGCAUUUAAUGAAACAUGUAUAUGUCAAAUCAGAAGAGAAGAACUAUAAACAUGUAUUGUGUAAAGAAAAAGUUCAGCAAUGGAACUAGUUUCUGCAGAUCAAGCAAAGAUGUGUCUUGGGCAUGGAACCAAAGUUACAAUGAAACAUUCAACCCCUGCUGUGCAGGGGGGUCAUUUUAAUGUAACACCACACCCCAUGGAAACACUAGUCCUGAUAAUAAACAUCAUUUUAAAAGAUCAAAAGAAAACAAACAAACAAAAAAAACAAGGGUGGGUGGGGAGUGAAGCAGGAGGAAUACCUAUGAAGAGCUAUUUACAAUAAAAUGUUUCGUUUGAAAA